Scatophagus argus is the source of this 1899-nucleotide messenger RNA. Its product is annotated as isocitrate dehydrogenase [NADP], mitochondrial-like. The record is from RefSeq and is a predicted model, not a curated record. The transcript is spliced from 11 exons. Gene Ontology annotation, cellular component: mitochondrion. Gene Ontology annotation, biological process: isocitrate metabolic process. Gene Ontology annotation, molecular function: magnesium ion binding; NAD binding; isocitrate dehydrogenase (NADP+) activity. The coding region runs from base 139 to 1500 and encodes 453 amino acids. Lineage: Eukaryota; Metazoa; Chordata; Actinopteri; Scatophagidae.
GAGGAGGAGGAAGAAAGGAGCGUCACGAGUUUACCGGGUUCCACCGGUCUGUCGUUCAUUCAUUUGAACACAGGCUGCCAGGCUGCAGUGACAGUGGUCUCACCUCACACUGACAGCACCUCGCCAGUCGCAGUAAACAUGGCGGGUUACAUCAAAGCUUUGACGGCCGCGUCCAGAUGUGCCGCUGCUGCCCUUUCGCACAACCCCGCCGUGCUCUCACCGGCCGCCGCCUGCCCUCACAGACUCCAGCGGAGGAACUAUGCCACAAGACGCAUCAAGGUGGACCAGCCGGUGGUGGAGAUGGACGGAGAUGAGAUGACUCGCAUCAUAUGGGAGUUCAUCAAGGCGAAGCUUAUCCUGCCCAAUGUUGACGUCGAGCUGAAGUACUUUGACCUGGGUCUGCCCUACCGUGACCAGACAGAUGACCAGGUCACCAUUGACUCUGCUCUGGCAACUAAGAAAUACAACGUGGCUGUCAAGUGUGCCACCAUCACCCCGGAUGAGGCUCGAGUUGAGGAAUUUAAGCUCAAGAAGAUGUGGAAGAGUCCCAAUGGAACCAUCAGGAACAUCUUGGGCGGCACAGUUUUCCGCGAGCCAAUACUUUGUAAAAACAUCCCUCGCCUUGUUCCCGGGUGGACACAAGCCAUAACGAUAGGCAGGCAUGCUUUUGGCGAUCAGUACAGGGCCACAGACUUUGUUGUCAACCAGCCUGGCAAGUUCAAGAUUGUGUUUUCCCCAGCUGAUGGAGCCCAGCAGAAGGAGUGGGAUGUGUAUGACUUUACCUCAGGGGGCUGUGGGAUGGGGAUGUACAACACUGAUGAGUCCAUCAGUGGAUUUGCUCACAGCUGCUUCCAGUAUGCUAUCCAGAAGAGGUGGCCUCUGUACAUGAGCACCAAGAACACUAUCCUCAAGGCCUACGACGGGCGCUUCAAAGACAUCUUCCAGGACAUCUUUGAGAAGAAAUACAAGCCAGAGUUUGACAAGCUGAAGAUCUGGUAUGAACACCGUCUCAUUGAUGACAUGGUGGCCCAGGUCCUGAAGUCUUCUGGAGGAUUUGUUUGGGCCUGCAAGAAUUACGAUGGGGAUGUGCAGUCAGACAUUCUUGCUCAGGGUUUUGGCUCUCUAGGUCUCAUGACGUCAGUACUAGUGUGCCCUGAUGGAAAGACUAUUGAGGCCGAGGCUGCCCACGGCACUGUCACCAGGCACUAUCGAGAACACCAGAGGGGAAAACCAACCAGUACCAACCCCAUUGCUAGCAUCUUUGCUUGGACCAAAGGGCUGGAGCACAGAGGCAAACUGGAUGGAAACCCUGACUUGAUAAAGUUCUCCCACACUUUAGAAAAGGUCUGUGUGGAAACGGUGGAAAGUGGUUUGAUGACCAAGGACCUUGCCGGUUGCAUCCAUGGCUUGGCCAACUGCAAGCUGAAUGAACAUUACAUCAACACAUCAGACUUCCUGGAUGCUAUCAAGACCAACUUGGACAAAGCUCUGGGCAGAUGAAGAACAACUAGAUGACUAGAUGUUUUUAUCAUUCAUUUGUAUGAUCCUUUCUUAUCCAAUUUUGAAGGACCUAAUUUUCAUAUUUUUCUUGAUAUUUUUGUAUUUGUAUCACAACAGAGACAUUACUGUGCCUGCAGCCCUCUGCCUUUCCUGUUGCCAGUGGUCACGUUUUGUAUUGCAUCAUUAAAUGAUUGUACUCUUAAGAAUUAAUAUAAAUGCUAAGGUUAACUUAAUAGUGGUAAUCUUAAUUUAAUUUAAUGGUAAUUUCAGAGAAGUUUCAGUCUUUCACAUUUAAAUAGAGGGUACCUCCAGAGAACAGUAUGUACAAACAAGGACACCGAAGACAUGUUUUGUCAGAAUGAAUAUUAAAAAGAAUGGUGAUUGCUAGUCACUCAGUAA